This is a messenger RNA of Microthlaspi erraticum, 531 nucleotides long. Lineage: Eukaryota; Viridiplantae; Streptophyta; Magnoliopsida; Brassicales; Brassicaceae. The record is from the annotation of a GenBank genome assembly.
AUGAACGACACAAGUGACUGGAUAAGAUCUCAGGAGAAGACAGAUGAGGUUCAAUAUGGAAGCAAUAAUGAUGGGAGGGUGAAUAGAUAUCGAUCUUGGAAACAUCCACCACAAGGAUGGGUAAAAUGCAAUUAUGAUAGAUCUUUCUUAGGGGCUGACCAAAAUGCAAAGGCGGGUUGGAUUGUUCGAGAUAACAGAGGAACGUAUUUGGGAUUAGGUCAAGCUGAAGCAAAGAAGGUUUCAAGUGCCAUUGAAGCAGAGUUUCAAGCGUUAAUAAUCUCAAUGCAAAACUGUUGGUGUCGAGGUUAUCGAAAUAUCAUUUUUGGGAGUGAUAGUAGAAACGUGGUGGCUUUAGUCAACAAGUUAUCUCUAAACUUCGGGUUAUUCAAUUGGACAAGGGAGGUUUGGAGUUGGAUGACCAAGUUUGACGAUAUCUCUUUUACUUGGGUGCCACGGGAAGGAAACAAGCCUGCUGAUAUGUUGGCGACGAGAAAUCUUACAAACCAAGAAAUCUUUAUUUAUCAUCCUUAG